Medioppia subpectinata is the source of this 608-nucleotide messenger RNA. The record is from the annotation of a GenBank genome assembly. Lineage: Eukaryota; Metazoa; Arthropoda; Arachnida; Sarcoptiformes; Oppiidae.
CUAGUCGCCCAAUACAUUGAAGCCUCAGAUGCUGUCACUACACCUCUCGUCAAGUCUAUAGUUCCCGCUUAUUCUCCAAAGUUUUGGGACGAUUUAAGUCCGCGCUUUUUUGUCACGUUCUGGACGUUGACGAUGUACGACCUACAGGUGCCCACACAGAGCUAUGAGCGAGAGCUCAAACGAUUCAAAGACCAAAUCCAAAGCGCCGAAGAAAACAAAGAUUUGGCACCAAAUAAGAAGAAGAAGGAAAAAGAGAGAUGUCUUUCAAUGAUGGAAAGAUUGGCCGACGAAGACUCGCGACAACAGGAACACAAUAAACGGGUGUUGGCUCGACUCCAGAAGGAGAAAGACCAGUGGUUUCAGUCAAAAGUGGCCAAAAUGGAAAUGACUACUCAAUUCUUACAGCACUGUCUCUUUCCUCGGUGUAAAUUUGCUGCGUCUGACGCCCUCUUCUGCGCCAAAUUUGUCCAUUUAUUGCAUUGUCUGCAAACUCCCAACUUUUCUACUCUUAUUUGUUACGAUAGGGUGGAUUUUUGGCGAUAUUUCAUAUACGAUGUGUUCGUGUACUGAGAAUGAGGCCAACCAUUACGGACGCUUCCUUUGCUCAC